Trypanosoma grayi is the source of this 555-nucleotide messenger RNA. RefSeq lists its product as hypothetical. NCBI's taxonomy places the organism in Eukaryota, Euglenozoa, Kinetoplastea, Trypanosomatida, Trypanosomatidae. The record is from RefSeq and is a predicted model, not a curated record. The coding region runs from base 1 to 555 and encodes 184 amino acids. The transcript has a single exon.
AUGACAUCAGGUGGGACGGGCUCCAUUGGGGCUGCGGCCAUUGAACGGGCCUGUCCCGUGUGGGAGAGUGUCUCAUCGUGGGACGACAGUGAAUCAUGCAGCUCAUGCAAAAGCAGCAUAUACCUGAACGGGCCCAACUCCUCUGAGAAUCAAUUCCAGUUUCGCAUGGAGCGUAUUCGGCAUCUUAACCGUCUUCAUCAGGGCCCCUAUGUGCGAUGCAUGGAAACACAGUCACUCACGGAUCCCGCAGGUCGACCAAGGCGUUGUGAAGGUGUGAAGGGACUCACGUGCAAACAGCUGUCUGACUCAAUUGUGCACGCGGAGCGUUCAUCGCCAAAGCCUCUCCUGUGGUCGCGUGAAACGGAAUGUGACGCUGAAGACAUACUUUCCCUCAAAUCUGCUGUGGCUGCUUCCGUGGUUUCACCUUCGAUGCAGUGGCCGUCUAAUGAAGAGACAGUACACUUGGAUGCACACGCGUGGAGGAUUAGGCGUCUUGAGCCUGCAGAGUGGUGCCAGUUGCUACAAACCGGUGGUGAAGAGUCCAUUCUUGUGUAG